UACUUUCAAAUGGAAGCAACUUGUGUGUAAAAAAGUGAUACUAAGGAUAGAGAGAGAGAGAGAGAGAGCGCUUAAAACAUCAAACCUGAUUAAAAGGUGUUUGAAACCCACAAGCAGCUAAAUUAUCAUACAGUAUAUAUGUUUACAAUGAAAGUGGUCCACAUACUUUUUGGGGGAACGUUUUGCUUGGCUUUUCAUUUAGAUAUUACCAUGCAGAAUGAAAUUAACUAUGGAGAUUUAGGUGAAGAAGUUCACCACCCUGACUAUGUUACGAAAGGGGAAUUUAAUCGAUUAAAGCAGACUGUUGACAUGCAGGCAUUACAGAUUGCCAUAAUGAAGAAAGGAGAAGAACUGUACAAAGAACGGCUGAACACACUGAGAGAAGAACUGAAGAAACUCAAAGAUGAACCAAAGAUUGUAUUCUCGGCUAGUGUGCUUACAGCUCUGGGUCCAUUUGAUACUGCACGAAGAAUUGAUUAUACAGAUGUGACUGUAAAUGAAGGAAAUGCCUAUAACCCUACAACUGGGGUCUUCACUGCUUAUAUCAGAGGGGUUUACUUCUUCAGUUAUACCGCAGUCUCACAAAAAGUAAAGUUGGUCAUUAGUCUGAUGAAAAAUGAUAAACGAGUAGUUUCUCUGUGGAAUAAGGGGGAUUCAGACAGUGGUGACUUGUUCAGCAAUGCCGUUAUCCUAUCACUGGAAGUGGGUGAUUGGGUUUAUAUAAAGCUACAAAAGGAUGACCCAGCUCAUGACAAUGAAAAUCAAUAUAUAACUUUCAUUGGAUUUUUGAUGUUUCCAUUAUGAGUUACAGCUACAUUGCUUGGAAAACUGAAAUUAGAAUGUGUGAUUUAGGACUUAACGACAUUCACAGCACUACAUUUGUUUUCAUUAUAAAUUUGUACUCCAGUAUUUAGACAGGAUAUUUGCUGUAUUACUUAUGAUGUGUAGGAAAAAAUACUGCACCAUCAAUACCUGAAUAUUUUAAAUGUUAUAAUACUGCUUACCAAAGAUGUUGGGUCAGACUGUUUAGACCAUUUUUAAGGACUUAAAAUCAA
This is a messenger RNA of Protopterus annectens (West African lungfish), 1055 nucleotides long. Its product is annotated as complement C1q-like protein 2. Gene Ontology annotation, molecular function: protein binding. The record is from RefSeq and is a predicted model, not a curated record. Lineage: Eukaryota; Metazoa; Chordata; Ceratodontiformes; Protopteridae. Bases 139 to 804 code for a protein of 221 amino acids. The transcript is spliced from 3 exons.